AUGGGUUUGUCACGUGACAGAACACUAAUUCCUUAUGUCCUAAUUGUUGGGAUGUGGGUCUGUCAAAUAACAUCACGAACUCUAAGUAAGGCAUACAUUUCAGAAAAACAUGAUCAAUGGAUGGCGGAAUAUGGUCGUGUAUACAAAAGUAAUGCAGAGAAGGAAAUACGCCUCAACAUAUUCAAGAAAAACUUCAAAUUAAUAGAAUCGUUCAACUCCUUUGGAAAUCAGUCUUACAAAUUGGCUGUCAACCAAUUUAUGGACCGAACAAAGGACGAAUACGAGGCCUAUGCAUAUGGGCUCAUGAAUCCACACGAUUUGGUAUUGCCUCUAUCAACAUCUUUUAAAUAUAAAAGAGUGCGUGAAGUGCCAUAUAGAUUGGAUUGGAGGAUGGAAGGAGCUGUAACAAAAGUCAAGAACCAAUUUGAAUGUGGUUGUUGUUGGGCUUUUACUGCAAUCGCGGCGGUGGAAGGAAUUACUCAAAUAACAACUGGCAAGUUGUUGUCACUAUCUGAGCAACAACUUGUGGAUUGUGACCGAAAUGUAAACCGAGGGUGUCAUGGAGGAUACUACGAUCUUGCCUUUGAUUAUAUCGCGAAAAAUGGGAUAAAUACCGAAAAUUAUUACCCUUACUAUGCAAUGGACGAAACAUGCAACACCACAAAAGAAGCGUUUCGCGCAACGACCAUCACUGGUUAUGAAAAGGUACCAACCAACAAUGAAACAGCACUGCUGAUGGCUGUGUCCAAACAGCCGGUAUCAGUUGCCAUAGACGUAAGUUGUUAUGAAUUCAGGUACUAUUCAAGAGGUGUUUUAACACAUCAUUGUGGAACAAAUUUAAGCCAUGGUGUUACAGUGGUUGGGUAUGGAGUACACUAUGGCAUAAAGUAUUGGCUAGUGAAGAACUCAUGGGGUCCUGCUUGGGGUCAUAAAGGAUAUAUAAAGAUGAAGCGGGAUGUGAAUUUCGCAGAAGGACUGUGUGGGAUUGCUAUGCGAGCCUCUUACCCGAUAGCUUAA
This is a messenger RNA of Helianthus annuus (common sunflower), 1017 nucleotides long. Its product is annotated as ervatamin-B. Gene Ontology annotation, cellular component: lysosome. Gene Ontology annotation, molecular function: cysteine-type endopeptidase activity. Bases 1 to 1017 code for a protein of 338 amino acids. The transcript has 2 exons. The record is from RefSeq and is a predicted model, not a curated record. NCBI's taxonomy places the organism in Eukaryota, Viridiplantae, Streptophyta, Magnoliopsida, Asterales, Asteraceae.